This is a messenger RNA of Lottia gigantea (owl limpet), 3750 nucleotides long. RefSeq lists its product as hypothetical. Bases 19 to 3273 code for a protein of 1084 amino acids. The record is from RefSeq and is a predicted model, not a curated record. The transcript is spliced from 6 exons. Lineage: Eukaryota; Metazoa; Mollusca; Gastropoda; Lottiidae.
ACAAGACAAAAAAGAAAAAUGGCUUCCGACGACGAGGAUGAAGAAUUAAAGGCUUUAAGAUUAGCUGUUUUAUUGUCUAUGAAAAAGAAAGUUGAUAAAGAACUAUCUCCACCUAAACCCAAGAAGAACAAUUCUUCAGAUUUGGAAGCAUUAAGACAUGCUGCACUUGCCAAUAUUGAAAGUGCUGGAGUAAAGCCAAUUGUUCCACAACCAAUUCCCACUUCCAACUCACCUCUUUAUAAAAGUCAAUCCUUCCCUAAAGUGGUACAUAACAACUUUAAAAAUGUUGCAUCGGGUCAACCAAGAAGUAGGCCUAGAGCCAGUAAUCUGAUAGUUAUCAAUCCUGAACCUCAAGAUGUACCACAGAAACCUGUUAUUAGUGAGAAGAAGUCUGUUGAUAAACCAGUAUUAUUACGUCCUCAGGAUAAAUGGUGCUCACCAACUACUGGGACAUCUGUCUCUCAAGUUGUUGAAGAAUCCAAGCCUAAAGUUCCAAGUAAGUUUUCCCGGUAUGACUCCAGUGAUAGUGAAAGUAGUGACGCCUCUAGUAGUGACAGUGAGUCUGAAGAAGAGAAGCCAUUGCCAUCGCCAAAACAAAAUAGUGACUCAGAAGAUGAAAAACCUGUGUCACCCAAGUCAAAAAGUAACGCAAAAUCAGAGAAAAAGGGAUCAUCAUCAGACAUAAGUUCUGAUUCAGAUAGUGAUGACAUUGAAAAACAAAUUGACAAUAUUUUAAAUAGUCCUGAAAUUAAAGACAAAAAGACAGAUAUUAGUGAUAAUACUCAUGAAAAAGUGCUAAAAACAAAAACUCUAGAAAAAUCUGUGACCAAAAUCAUCGACAAGUCCACCUCAACUCUUUCAAAAACAGAAAUUCCCAAGACUGAGGCCAAAUCUAUUCCUACCUUGAUAGGAGGUUCAAAAAGUGGUGUGAGGAAAAAGGUCAGCAAUGCCUGGUCAGAUAGUGAAAGUGAUUCAGGAAUACGGUCUGGGAAGGAGAGGCAGAAAUUAAAAAAGAACAAGUCAUGGUCUGAUCAGGGAAGUAGUGAUGAGGAGAACAAGCCAGUCAAAAAUGCCAAUAAUGCCAAAAGUCAGGUGCCUCCUGUUGUUGAACCGAUGCCUCAAAAAAGUAAAGCUGAAAUACAGAAAGAAAAGGAAGACCGUAGACGUAUGAUUGAAAAUGAUCUCCAAAAAACUUUGAAAGAUCUGCAGUCAAUCAAAGAAAAAAGAAGGAAACAAGAAGCUUCCCAAAAAGGUUCAAAAGAUACCAAGUCUCCUGACUCUAAACACAGAAAACGCUCAAGUUCAAUAUCUCCAAGAAGAAGGUCAAUCAGUCCAAGAAGAAGAAGUCCAUUUGAGCGUAGAAGAUCAUCUAGUCGUUCACCAAGAAGAAGAAGAUCAUUCAGUCCAAGGCGAACAAGAUCUAGAAGCUUCAGUAGAUCACCAUCUGGUAAAAAAAGAAGUCCUUCUCCAGGUUUAAAGAAAAGGAGGUCUCCAGGGUCUAGAAGAUCACCUGAUCCAAGAAGAAGAAAAAGGUCACCAUUAGGCUUUAAAGGAGCAUAUCAUCGUAGAUCACCUCAGUCCAAAAGAUCUCCUAAGAACAAUUUGUCUGGUAAUUCUUCACUGGAUCCUCGUAAAGAAAAGCGUGUCCUUUCUAGUGAAGAAAGGAGAAAAAUUGAAGCAAGACGUAGAAAGUUUGAAAGUAGUGCUAUUGAAGUGAAAAAGACAAUAUCGUUAAAAAACAUUGUUCGAAAAUCUAACUCAAGAGAACGGUCACCUUCUCCCAAAAGUCCAAAGGAUAGAGCCAAAAAAUUACCUGAUCCAACUGAAGAAUCUUCCUCAAAAAAGCGUUUGACUGAGGUAGAGAAUAAGGUGUCCAAUUCUGAAUCCAGACGUAAAUCAAAAGAAUUAAAAGAAAAUAAUGACAAUGAAGAUAGUGAUGCUUCAAAAGGGUCAGUAUCAUCACUAAGUGACAGCGAUAGUGACAAGGAAGAGUCUAGAUCAUGGCGUAAGGAACAAAACAACACUAAACAUCUUAACAAAAGGAAGCAAACUGAUGUGAGAGAUCGUCUUGACAGACCAGGUUUUGACCGACAUAAGCAUGAAAGACCAAGAUUUGUGAGAUCAGAAGGAGAUCGUCAAGGAUUCGAGAGAUCUCAGAGAGAUCAACAAGGAUUUGACAGAUCAAAAAGAGAUCAACAAGGAUUUGACAGAUCAAAAAGAGAUCAACAAGGAUUUGACAGAUCAAAGAAAGAUCAACAAGGAUUUGACAGAUCAAAGAAAGAUCAACAAGGAUUUGACAGAUCAAGAGGUGGAUUGGACAGACCUAGAACAAGAGAUAGGCCUGGAUCACCCCCUUCAAGAUCUCGAAAGGACAAGGAAGCUAUUAAAGAUGAUCCUGGAAAUGAAACAAAAUCUGUGGCAAAUGACAUGGAAUCAAAAGUGUUACCAAAGAAAAUUUAUAGAACUGAUUCUCAUGUGUUUUCAGACAAUGUUGAUAGAGGAUUUGAUGCUUCCAAUUAUCGAAAGACUAAAAUAGAUUCUGGUGUGGCGUCUGGAGGGUCAGACUCAGAAGGUGAUGCUAAAGACAAGAAACUGAUCAGUGUUGUGUUGUCAUCAGAUUCUAAGCAGAAUAGUCCUGCACCAAUUAUUACUAGUCCAAUCAGAAAAGUAGAAUGCUCUGAAACAGUACCAGAAAAAUCACAUCGAAAACAUCACAAACAUCGUUCGGAACGACACAAAAGUAAGCGAGUUGUUAUCACCGACAUGGAUGAGAUGCCAAGAAAAAAGAAAUUGAAAACUGAACGCUUGGGAGAUGCAAGGGACCUACUUGAAGCCAUCAAAGGUCAAAACGAUAAUUCCAGAAGAGCUGUGAUUCGUAAUGAUGGUAUUAGUGUCACUCUUGAAGAUCAGGAACCGGAUUCACCCAGGAAACCAUCUGUUCAUGAACGUCUGGGAAGAAAAGUUCCUAGUCUAAUGUCCAUCAAAACUGAAGAUUUGAGACGAGGUAGAUCACCUGAACCAGAACCUAAAGUUUUGAAUCUGACUACAAAAGAAUCCAAAAGAUCUAAAGACAAGUCUUCCCGUAAAUUGGAAAGACGAGAUAGUUUUGAGAAGAAGUCAAAGAAGAAAAGGUCCAUAAUUCAUUAUGAUUCUCCAGAGGAAGAUGGAAAUGAUGAUAACUUAGAGAAACGUAUCCAGAUUAUUAAAGAGAAGAAUGCUGCUAUAUUAAAAAGACAAGCUGAGAUUCAGAAAGAUAAGGAAAUAUUUGGUUGAAUGGAUGUUUGCCUUUUAUUUUAUUUCAGGUUCUGUUUAUGGUUAAUGUUUGAGAAGAUCAAGAAGUGCUUAAUGCUUUUUUAGUGACUUUAAUAUCAAAUUUCUUUUGCAAAUUAAUUUGAAAAUUGGUUAAGUGUGACAUGGUGAUUUGAAAAUGAUUUAGACUUUUUGGUCAUCAUUUUGCCAGUUAAGAAUAUUUACUGGAGGAACUUGACUUAAGAAAUGACUGAUCUUUUGAAGUUUUUAAUAAAUUAGAAUUUUUAUUCCAAUGAUAUCAAAUCAGGGAUCAAAUUGAGAAUUUUUUACGUAAAAUUUUUGCAAAAAUACGUGACCUACAAAUUUUGAGUAAAGGUACUCAAUUUAAACUUAUUUUGUAAAUAAAAUGUGUCAUAUGUAAAUAAUUUUCACAAUAUUCAUUUGAUGUAAAUAUUAUUGUAAUAAGAUGCUCUAUAUGUAAUAAAAUAGUGAAGCUAUUAA